Molecule: messenger RNA, 1379 nt
Organism: Lineus longissimus
Lineage: Eukaryota; Metazoa; Nemertea; Pilidiophora; Heteronemertea; Lineidae
Exons: 4
Coding region: 59-799 (246 amino acids)
Source: RefSeq, a predicted model, not a curated record
CUUCGCGGGAAACAAUAUUUUUUGUCAGUAUCUGUCACGAAAAUACCCCAUUUUCAUCAUGACGAAGCGCCCGCAUCCCGAUGGCAGCUCUGCCGACAUUUCCCCAAUGCAACUAAAAACUCGUGUGGGUGAAAGACAAGUGAAUGAAGGUGUAAAUGCCGAGGAAAACAUGAAGAAAGUUUAUGAUAAGACUCUGAGCAUGAUGAUGGAAGGGGCACGUGAACAAGCCAAACAUGAGAAAGAGGAAGAAAUGGCCUGUGAAGAGGCGGAGAAAGAAGAAAAAGCAGAAUCUGAGGAAAAGGCUGAGGAGGAAGAACAAAAGGUUGAACCAGGCCAGAUGUAUCUGAACACAAAAGGAGACUUGGCAGUAGCUGGUGUAUAUGUUGCUGUACCUGAGGAAGAGGGCGAGAAGAAAGAAGACAAAAUGGAAGAAAAUGGAGGUGGAGAUUCAAAGAAAGAAACAGAUGAGAAAAUGGAAGAAGGAGAAAGCAAAGAGAACGGAAGUGGAGAUGCCAAGAAAGAUGAAACAAAAGAUAGUGGUGCGAAGACCGAAGAUGGAGAGAGUAAAAAGGAAGAAAAUGGGAAAAGUGAAAAUGGUGAUGGGGAAAAUGAUGAGAAUCAACCAUCUUUGGAACAAUUUGGUUUCAUAGUCGAUGGUCCAUGCACACAUACAUCGCCACUCAAAGCAGCAAGGUUGUCUCCAGCAACAAGUCCUGCCAAAUCUCCUUACAAACUAGAGAAGAGGCCAUUGAAUCUGGAUGAAAAAAUGGAAGAAGAUAAAUCAGAAACUAAAUCUUAAGACAGUUGACUUAGACUUUAUCUCAGGUUCACACUGUUUAGACACUGUUUGUUGUAGACCAGUACUUCUCACAGUUGCUUCCCUGGACUGAGGCAUCCUGCAAAAUUCAUGCAAAGAUAUCGGAAGUUGUCUGUGCGUUUUCUAUGAGCCAGAACCGUUGUGAAGAGGCUCUGGGAGACACUUGGACAGAGAUGAAGGAGUACUUGAUAUCUGAUAACUGACUAGAUGAAAAGUGUAUUUGUACAAGUGAAAUGUGUUCAUUGUUGGAUAUCCUACAUGUAACCCCUUUUUCAAGUUUUUCUACUUCCGAGGAAGAUCAUGUCGUUUUCAUACCCACUGUGUUCUUAAUAUCAAAUGUGCAUCAUCAUUUUCGAUAACUGAGACCCUGACUGCAAGUGUGAUACUCUUGCAAAGAUUCCUUACUGAUGCACUUCGAGGUUGUACUUCUAUGGCAAAGUGAUUGUUGUUGAAAAAACUGAUGUGUUCAGAUUUGCAAGAAUUUGAUUGAUAACAGUAAAUUGGCUGGAACUAAUUUCCUGUGCAUUUGAUGAAAUGAUUGUGCUGUAACGUGCUGCAAAGA